AUGGUCCAUUCCUGUUGUGGCUCUGUCUCCUCUGGCUGUUGCCAGCCCAGCUGCUGCGAGCCCUGCUGUGGCCAGUCCAGCUGCUGCCAACCCUGCUGCUGCGAGCCCAGUUGCUGCCAGUCCAGCUGCUGCGGCCAGUCCAGCUGCUGCCAGCCCUGCUGCCCACCCAGGUGCUGCCUGCCAUGCGGCUGCUGCCGCAUGCUCUCCUGCUGCCCCACCUCCUGCACGGCUGUGGUCUGCAGACCCUGCUGCUGGGUUUCCACCUGCUGCCAGCCCAUUUCUGUGCAGUCUCCUUGCUGCAGACCCCCCUGCUGCCAGCCAGCCGCCUGCCGCACCACCUGCCGCUCCACCUGCUGCCCCACCUGCUGCUCCUCCUGCUCUGUUGCUCCAACCAACAACAUGGUCCAUUCCUGCUGCGGAUCUGUCUCCUCCAGCUGCUGCCAACCCUGCUGCCCACCCAGGUGCUGCCUGCCAGUCUCCUGCCAAACCACUGUGUGCCGCCCAGUGAGCUGUGUGCCCAGGUAUAACCGCCCCAUCUGUGACACCUGCUGCCGCCCUCCCACCUGUGACCCCUGCUCUGUGCAGGAGGGCUGCUGCCGCCCCAUUGCCUGCUGCCCCAGCUCCUGCACAGCUGUGGUCUGCAGACCCUGCUGCUGGGCUUCCACCAGCUGCCAGCCCAUUUCUGUGCAGUCUCCUUGCUGCAGACCACCCUGCUGCCAGCCAGCUCCCUGCCGCACCACCUGCCGCCCUAUCUGCCGCCCCACUUGUAGCUCCAUCUGCUGA
Messenger RNA from Trichosurus vulpecula (common brushtail), 783 nucleotides. RefSeq names its product keratin-associated protein 4-9-like. Gene Ontology annotation, cellular component: keratin filament. The record is from RefSeq and is a predicted model, not a curated record. NCBI's taxonomy places the organism in Eukaryota, Metazoa, Chordata, Mammalia, Diprotodontia, Phalangeridae. The coding region runs from base 1 to 783 and encodes 260 amino acids. The transcript is spliced from 4 exons.